ACUGGAGUUAGGCUUUUAUUUUGAAGAGCGUGAAUCAGGAAGCAGAGGAAAGACCGAGAGCGGCACGAGUUUUUUUUAUUUUUUCACCACAACGACAAAUAUUGUAGCACCAAACCAAAGCGGUUCCUUUCCCCCAACUAAAGGUUUGGAGUGGGUGGAGAACGCGUUGGUUCUCGAUCAUGUCCCAGGUGGAGACGCAGGUCUGCUCCAUCCUGGAGAUAAUGGUCAGCGCGGCGAUGACUGAAAUAAGCAAACUUCUCGGCGGCUGUGAUUCAACAGGAGACUCUUCAUCAUGUGCUGGCUCUGCAGAUGAGAAGGUGAUCCAGCUGAGCGUCUUCAUGACGUCUCUGGCUCAAGAAGCUGUGGAGAAGAUCUGCCAGCUGUUCCAGGAGUGUUCCUCUCUGCUGCGACUCGAAGUGACGCAGGGUGUGGCGCAGAUCGAUGACCUGAGGAGGAGGCUGGAGGUGGCAGAGGCGGAGCUGAAGCUGAAGCUGGUGCUGGAGGGCGGCGGAGGAGGCCAGGACGAGGUGGAGGAGCUGAUGGAGGGAGGCGGAGUAGAGACGGCUCAGAGAGGCCAGAGAUCAGGGAGGAAGAAUCUCAGAGCUACAGGUGAUACUGGAGUGCAGAGAUCUCCUAUAAUUCACCUGUGGAAAGGCAGAACCUAUGAGGACAGCGUCCAUCCAGUUUUAAUAAAAGAGGAAGGGUUGGAGGGAUUAUCUGACCCGAUGUCUUCUGAUUCUGCUCAGAACAGAGAUCCCAGCCACCAUGAGGACGAUGACCCAGACUACCAGUUGGAGCCAGAGGAUCCAGAUGAGGCCGACCCGGGAUACACCACCACCACCAGAUCCAAACGCGUUUUAAAGCCCAAGCUGCCUCGGGUCCGAGCGAGGAAGGAGAGUCAGAGCCAGAAGGAGCUGAGCUGCAAACACUGCAGGAAAACCUUCACCAAGCUGCUGCAGCUCAAAGCCCACCAGGUCGUCCACAGCACGAACGCUGACAAGCAGUUCCACUGCCCUCAGUGUGGACGAGGCUUCUCCUUCCAGCGGAGCCUCAACGCUCACAUGUUACUUCACACGGGAGAGAGACCGUACACCUGUGACGUCUGCGGGAAAGGUUUCACCCUGAAGCAGCUCCUCAGGAAUCACCAGCGCCUCCACGCCGACGUCCGGCCGUUUUGCUGCGACCAGUGCGGCAAGAGCUUCUACCGGGCGCACGGCCUGAAAAUGCACCAGAUUGUCCACACGGGAGAGCGCGCCUACAACUGCCAGUACUGCAACAAGAGCUUCACAAUACAAGGCAACCUGCAGCGCCACCUGCGCAUACACACGGGCGAGAAGCCGUUCCGGUGCGACACCUGCGGCAAGAGCUUCAACCAGGCCGACACUCUGAAAGGCCACCAGCGGAUACACACGGGCGAGCGCCCCUUCAGCUGCGAGACCUGCGGCAAGUGCUUCAUCCAGAAGAGCUCGCUGAAGAUGCACCAGAAGACGUCGCACCUGGACGACAAGUCGCUGGCCUGCGUGGCGUGCGGCGCGGAUUCGGCCUGCGUCGACUCCCUGCGCAAACACCUGCAGACGCACGCGGCGACCAUCCCCUGCGUGUGCGUGCUCUGCGACCAGCGCCUCAGCUCCAUCACCGACCUCCGCUCGCACCAGCAGCAGCACUCGGUGGACCGGCCCCACAGCUGCGGCCUCUGCGGGAAGAGCUUCAAGUCGUCCAGCUACCUGAAGAUUCACAUGAAGACGCACAGCGGGGAGAGGCCGUUCUCCUGCGACAUCUGCGGUCGCAUGUUUACGCAGCAGAGCAGCCUCAAAUCACAUCAGGUGGUCCACACGGGGGAGAAACCGUUCAGCUGCGACACGUGCGGGAAAUGUUUCAGCAACACGGGCAACUUGAACCGACACCAGCGGAUCCACACGGGGGAGAAGCCGUUCAGCUGCGACACGUGCGGACGCAGCUUCAACCAGGGCAACAGCCUGAAGGCCCAUCAGCAGAUCCACACCGGCGAGAAGCAGUUCAUGUGCGACAAGUGCGGGAAGAGUUUCUCCUACCUGAGGAACCUCAAGGACCACAAGUGUUUCUACAUAUAAUCUUGUCAUCUGACCCGGAGGCUGCGCGGGGGGGAGGACGCUUCCCUCGUUAAAGUGUCGGGGAAGAAAUGAGUGGAUUUGCAGUGAAAGUGGUUUAGGUGGAGGCAGAUUCUGAUCCGGGGUUGUGGGGGAAAAAAAAAGGGUGAGACAGAUAAUAAUGUUUGAAAAGAGACCAGAGUGUUGUGACAUCUCUGGAGGAAACUUUUUCUUUCUAAACUGGCCCCUUAUAGACCGACUAAUCACUUGUUUUGUGUACGAAUGUGAAGACAAAAUAUAUUUUUUUAAAUUUCUGAACUCAUUAACAAGGACAGGAAAGAAAAGGACUGGUCAUUGUGUCAAACUGAUAUAAAAGUUUACAACAAAGUUUUACUUCUUUCAGAACGCGCUUUCACAGAGGAAGCAUGAACACACAUUAAGUUUGGAAGUGUUCUGUGGGCAGCUGUUCAUUGUUUUUUUUUUUUAGUUAUUGUACGUUGCCUCUUUCAGGAUGUGACUGGUAUUUAUGAUGGUGUAAAUUAAAGAGCUCUCUCCUGAAAAGUAGUUAAGUUGCCUUGUGUGCAUAUGAAGAACCGAUUGAACGUAACGGAAAAAAACACUAGUUUUGUAAGACUGUUGCAUCUGUACUAUUCUCUUGUGGAGAGUUUAUGUGAUAUUUCGACUUUGUGACUGUGACACAAACAGAUAAAACAAAUCAACUUUAAA
Molecule: messenger RNA, 2792 nt
Organism: Mugil cephalus (flathead mullet)
Lineage: Eukaryota; Metazoa; Chordata; Actinopteri; Mugiliformes; Mugilidae
Product: gastrula zinc finger protein XlCGF26.1-like
Exons: 8
Coding region: 180-2090 (636 amino acids)
Biological process (GO): regulation of transcription by RNA polymerase II
Cellular component (GO): nucleus
Molecular function (GO): DNA-binding transcription factor activity; RNA polymerase II cis-regulatory region sequence-specific DNA binding
Source: RefSeq, a predicted model, not a curated record